CACAGAGAAGUUCCUGCUUCUUUUGAAAUCGUCAGUCUCACUGCAGCAAGAAUGGCUUCAAACUUAUGGUCAGAGGAGAAGUUUAGCUGUUCGGUGUGUCUGGACCUAUUGAAGGAACCAGUCUCUAUUCCAUGUGGACACAGUUACUGUAUGGGGUGUAUUAAAAACUACUGGGAUCAGGCUGAUCAGACAGGACUCUACAGCUGCCCCCAGUGCAGAGAGACCUUUACCCCAAGGCCUGUUCUUUUCAAGAACACCAUGCUGACUGAACUUGUGAAGGAUUUUAAGAAGAUAGGGCUCAAUCCCCCUGCUGUUCAAAGCUAUGCUGGACCUGGAGAUGUGCCGUGUGAUUUCUGCACUGGGAGAAAGUUCAAAGCUGUAAACUCCUGUUUGACGUGCCUGGCCUCUUACUGCCAAACUCACAUCGAGCCACACCUGGAAGCUGCUGCAUUGAAGAGGCACAAACUGAUUGGAGCAACUGGAAAUCUGGAGCAGAAGAUUUGUGCCGAACACCAGAAGGUUUUGGAGGUCUUCUGCAGAACUGAUCAGACGUGUAUUUGCUGGUUAUGUAAAGAAGAUGAACACAAGAACCAUAAUACAGUCUCAGUUAAGAAAGAAAGGACUGGGAGACAGGAGGAGCUGGGAGAGACGCAGACAGAACUAGAACUGAGAAUCCAGGAGAGACUGAAAGAACUGAAGGAGCUGAAACAAGCCAUGGAGUCACUGAAAAGAUCUUCACAGAGAGAAAUACAGGAAAGUGAGACGAUCUUUACUCAGCUGAUCCGAUCCAUUGAGAAGAUCCGCUCUGAGGUCACUGAGCUGAUUGGAGCGAAGGAGAAGGCUGCAGUGAAUCAGGCUGAAGGACUCGUGAAGAAACUGGAGCAGGAGAUUGCUGAGCUGAGGAGAAGAAACGCUGAGCUGAAACAGCUUUCAGAGACAGAGGAUCACAUCCAUUUUCUACAGAAUUUCCAGUCUCUCUGUGCCCUACCUGAAGCUGGAGAUCUACCCAGCUUUACUGUCAAUCCAAACUUCUCUUUUGGGGCUGUGUGGAAAACUGUUUCUGAACUUAAAGAGUAUAUUGAAGAUUUCUGGGAGAGGGAAAUAGUCAAAAUUACCACAACAGUGAAUAAAGUUGCAGUUUACAGUCUGCAGGAGCCAAGGACCAGAGCUGAAUUUUUAAAAUAUUCCUGUGACCUCACACUGGACCCCAACACAGCGCAUAGACUCCUCUGUCUGUCUGAAGGGAACAGAAAGGUGACACGGAGGAGAGAGCCCCAACAAUAUCCUGAACACCCAGAGAGAUUUGAGAACUGGCGCCAAGUGCUUUGUAGAGAGGGUUUGUCUGGGACUCGCUGCUACUGGGAGAUUGAGUGGAGUGGGAGAUGGGCUUCUAUAGGAGUCUCAUAUAAAGGAAUCAGCAGGAAGGGAGAGGAUAAUUCCUAUGUCCUUGGAUGCAAUGACAAGUCCUGGAGUUUGUUCUGCUCUGAUUCCAGUUACUCUGUCUGUCACAAUAACCUUGAAACUGCAAUAACUGCCCCCCACUUCCCCAGAAUAGGAGUGUAUCUGGACUUUAAUGCAGGCAUUCUGUCAUUUUAUGGUGUCUCUGGAGACACAAUGACCCCCCUGCACAGAUUCCAAACCACAUUUACUGAGACACUCUAUCCUGGGUUUGGGUUAGGGGUCAACUAUUCUUUUUUCAGGUUUGUGUCUCAUCCCACUGUAACAAUCUGCCAGCUGAAGUAACUUGUUUAGUGUUUCAUCCCGUUUAACUGGAGCUACAAGUCCCGGGGAUGCUGACAGGCUACCUCUGUUUCAAUUGACAAGUUAGGAUCAACUUUUUUUAUUCAGGCUUUACUGUUUACAGUGAGGACAAGCUAUUUAAGGAAAGAAAGUUUAAGUUUAGUAAAAAUGGGGAACAAAUGCCCCUGUCCCAAUCAGUCAGUGAUUCUGUAUGUAUUCAUCUGUCCCAAUGCUUGUUGGAGAGGCGUGUAUAUUAAUGAGGUCACAGUUACUAAUAAAUAAGAAUUGCUUCUGUCCUCAAGCUCCACCCCUCCUAGUGUCAGCUUUGUGACACAUCUCUCAAUCAAAUGUUUCAGUGAAAACAGACUUACAUUUGUCACUUUGCCAGACAAGGUGAAUAUUCCUGAUUGAUUGGGAUUUUAAUUGCAGUUGUAGUUUGGUUUUGAAUGGCUCACAAUUGGAACUUUAUUGUACUUUCUUUUAUUUUUUUUAACUUAAAUGUUAUUGAAUUGACUAUUGACUGAUAUGUGUGUCUGCUAAGGUGAUAAUAAUAAUAAUAAUAAUAAUAAUAAUAAUAAUAA
Messenger RNA from Polyodon spathula (Mississippi paddlefish), 2321 nucleotides. Its product is annotated as tripartite motif-containing protein 16-like protein. Gene Ontology annotation, molecular function: protein binding; zinc ion binding. Lineage: Eukaryota; Metazoa; Chordata; Actinopteri; Acipenseriformes; Polyodontidae. Bases 52 to 1743 code for a protein of 563 amino acids. The transcript is spliced from 6 exons. The record is from RefSeq and is a predicted model, not a curated record.